GUGGCAAUCCUGAAGAUUAAGGUAGAAAAUGGCUGACUAAAAGCCGGUUUCCUCAAAACUAUCCACUAGUACUCAGCACGUCGUUGUUUGUUUUUCUCAGUAAUUGUUUUGAUAUAAUUUUUUUUUUGGAAUGGAUGAAGCCAUUUAUUCUCCUGCCACCUCCAAAUUGACGUUUCAAGAUCAAAUUUACGCAGUGAAAUUGUCACCAUACGAAUGGUCACAGAAUUUCAUUUGUAUUGCGUUUGGUGAGGAAAUUUCGGUUGGAACUCUCAAAUUUCAGGAUGAAGAAGACGUGACUGAAGAUAUAGCUUACACUCCAAUUAGAACUUUUCAUCAUGAUACUAGAGUUCAUUCCAUUGCCUGGAGUCCAGAAACUUCGUUGAGUGUUGUACCAAAAAUUGUAGCUUUUUCUAUUGCUGGAGCUGAUUUUAAAAUACGUCUUUACAACAGUAAUCUUAAUGACGUCAAUGUUUAUGAGUCGGCCCCUGGAAUCAAAAACAAUCCACGUGGAAGGAGGAAUAUCCCUGAAAUUUGCGUGUGGAAAUGAGAAUAUAAUUGCCAGCAUCGGACGACCAGACAAUAUCUUGAAAGUGACAAAUUUAAGAACAAAACAAGUGGUCCUGAGUGCGACUGUUCAACUCUAUGGAGGCAUCACUUGGCAUUACAAACUGCCGUACAUUUGUGCUGCUAGUGAUAGAGAACUUCUUUUCUGGAAAAUUAAUUCCAAGUGACGAAUUUUUUUAUUGUUAACACCAGUGAAUUAAAUUCAAUUAUCUUUUGCAUAUACAUUUUCAUCUGUUUUUUACUGCGCCGGAAAAUGGAAUAAAAAAUAUUGUAAUUUUUCGUAACUAAUUUCUCUGAUAAUCAAGGGAAUAAUAAUUAAACCGGGGUGAAAUUCACCUGCUACUCGACAAGUCCUCAAAAGUCGAAAUAGAAAUUAAUGAGUUCUUGUCGAUAUUAUCUAUGAAAUUAAAUUCCUACACCAUAUGUAUACCCUUUAAGGUUUUUAUAUUUUGUUUACAAAUAAUUUGUAAGAAAAUUCUUGCCAAACUAUUUAUAUAGAUGCAUAAUGAUGGUAAUAACUAGUUUCUAAUUUGAGACGAUCGUAAAUUAAAAAAAAAAGUUCCAUUCAUGUAGAUGAAAAAUAGUUACGGUAUUUUCAUUUCAAAACGUCUAAUAUGAAAUGACUUAAAAAAAAAGGAGAAAAAAACAAAUUUUAACUAUAUAGAAGAGAUUUUCGAGUAAUUCACUUGGUAUUGAAAAUUAAUCUCUUCUCUCUCACUUAAUAUUGACAGAUGAAACCAAUUCGAUUGGGUUUGAUUGGAGAUUCAGUUUUCUAUCCAUUGAGUUAAUAUCUGUAGAAUAAAAAUAAUCAUCCAUUAAUAUCUGUAUAAUAAAAAUUAAAAAAUCGACGAAAGUCACUGCGCUGAGGGAAACCGAUUAGAUUCCGCGCGCGAUUGAAAAAUGACAGUCCAUUCCAGAAUCACGAGCAAUAGCUUGAUCUCGCCAUUCUUCCAGCGAGGUCACAAACAAUUGAUUUGGCUUUAUCCUUUGCACUUUUAUCCUCUUCAGUGUGGGCAUCUCAACAAUCAACACAACAUUCCCAAAUUCGUAAUAUUUGUUAUGUUUAUUUUCACAUGUAUACCCAAAGAGGAUUGACUGAAGUAGAGACUCAGUUCUGGGGGUUUGAGUGACCUCAACGGCAUCGUAGUACUGCACCCCAAGAGAGGGAGGACGCCAGAUGCAACGCUGGGGUAUCUGUCGUUAGCAGACUCAGCGACUUUUCAGUAAUAUCCCUCC
Fopius arisanus is the source of this 1800-nucleotide messenger RNA. RefSeq names its product nuclear pore complex protein Nup37 (gene Nup37). NCBI's taxonomy places the organism in Eukaryota, Metazoa, Arthropoda, Insecta, Hymenoptera, Braconidae. Gene Ontology annotation, cellular component: nuclear pore outer ring. The record is from RefSeq and is a predicted model, not a curated record. Gene Ontology annotation, molecular function: protein binding.